This is a messenger RNA of Ogataea parapolymorpha DL-1, 2280 nucleotides long. RefSeq lists its product as uncharacterized. Lineage: Eukaryota; Fungi; Ascomycota; Pichiomycetes; Pichiales; Pichiaceae. The coding region runs from base 1 to 2280 and encodes 759 amino acids. The record is from RefSeq and is a predicted model, not a curated record. The transcript has a single exon.
AUGAGGGCAAUCAAUUUGAGUCUGGCUGUUGCUGGACCCUAUAAAGAGACCGAAAAACGCAACGUUGAGGUGGAUACUGUUACAAUGCCGGAAAUUGGCGUGUGGCAUGGACACCCCAAGCCGCUAGGGCGAACCUCUGUUUUUGCGGACGGGGACUGGAUAUACUCCUACAAAGAGCGCCUUGUAGGGGCAAUUGACAUGAAAACCGAGAUUUCACAGCUGAGCACGCACAAUGGCUAUAUCUAUGUGCUUUGCGGAGCAAAAGUGGUGGUUUUUUCCCAGAACACCCUAGAGCUUGUUGCUGAAGCUAUAUUGGAAUACGUGGGAGACCGGUUUUGGCUCCUUGACAUUGAUCAGAGCGUUGUUAUGGUCGUUCAAAGUCGCUCAAUAAUAACUGUUGUCACCCACUGGAACACCCUGACUACUAGCUCGCCGUUAUAUCUUCCGUUUUGGGCCAAGGGCGCGGUGCUACUGAGCAGGUUCUAUGUCUAUGUUGUUGGACCCUCAGGCCAAUACGAGGUUUUCCGAUACAACGUCCAGACGAGAGCUUUGUUGGCAGCGGACCGCAAGAUGCUGAUUCGCAUUGGAGUGUUUGGAGUGCAGAAGCACGGCCGCAUUAUCGAUAUCGCGUCCGCCGGCCCUGGAAAAUGGGCCGUUCUCCAGGAAAAGGGGUGGGCGCUUUACGAAGUCCGCAACGCGCAGCUCUUUGAGGUCGCAUCGUCCUCCUUAACGGUUCUUGGUGAACGAUUGGCCGCUGUAGAUGCUGAGGGCGGUUUUGUCAUCCAUCUGCAGAAUGGAGAAUCAAUGGUGGUAAAUGGUGAAAACCAUCAAUUGCAGACUAUGACCAAACCCGAGAAGAUGGCAAAUCCAACUCUCUCUGCGGUGGAGAAUAUUGACAGUUAUGUCUUGGAGAGCCGAGACGACUACAUUGCUUUUCGGUCCGCCUACACCACCUUUUAUCAUUGCUCGCUACCUCUUGCCAACUUUCCGGUAGAGGUUUUUUUCUGUCUCUCUGUGGACGCAGACCGUCUGGCAGAGCUUUUUCUCUCGUAUGCGGUGGAGAACUACAGCUUUGCACUGCUAAGUCGACUGUGUCUUUACUGUGUGUCUGGCAACAGAAUAGCGUUCUCUCUGCUGGACCAAUUGCUUGCCGGAGUUGGCCGGUUCAAUGAUGAGCUGGUCAGCACCUGGAGACAUUAUCUUGACGAGACAUAUUUUCCUUCCUCUGAGAACUACUCUGUCUACGCCGUGCUCGUCCUUGGUCUUCUCUUCUGCCACGCCGAGAUUGAUCUGGGAUCGGAGUUUGGCCCUAAAUUAGACAAGUAUGCGUCUUGCACUUCUACAGAGACCUCUAUGUCGAUGUUGGUCGAGAAAAUGGGCUUGCGUUUGAAAAAUCUCGUCAACAUUCCCGCUCUUUUCUACCAUCUCAUACAGCAUAAUCAUCUAGAUGCAGUCGACGCGUUUGUCACGCUAGACGAACAGUUUGCCGUGCUUAAUUUGGCGAGUCUUAUGACUGCAUCCAUUCCGCCACUCACAUAUAUCAAUCAGCUACUGGUGAACACCCCUCUCUCGCCAACGAAUUUAUUUAUUUUGGUCAGCUCCGUCCUCCUCAACUUGCCAUGUCCAGGGAGCUCUCCCACCGUUAAUCUGCUCACAACCAAUUUCCACGAAUCCUUGGGAUCUUACUACGAAGGCCUCGGGGAAAAAUCGCCCGAUGAGCUCGCCGAAUCUCAAUGCAAGAUCUCGGUCAUGCUGGAUGACUCCGUGCUGCAGCUGGGUUACUGUGGCGUGCUGAUGGCUAGGGGAACAAAAGAAUGGGAACUUUUGCCUUUGAAGGCGCCAGAGCUACCAAAGGACCCGCAGUUAGCGGUUCAACUGGGUUGGUCCGAGAAGUACGUCAAGCCCAAGUUUUCGCUUGAUGGCUCGAAGCUCGCGUGUUUCGACUUCAACAGCUACACGAUCCGCAUUUGGGAGUUGUCUACGCGGUGUCCUGAUGCUUUAGACACAAGAGUGGUGCGAACCGACUUUGCGUUGAAAGUGCCCAACUUUUACGUGCUCCUGCUGCAAAGACUGGGGCUGUCAGUGCCGAUGGAUUUGCUUGGGUUGCAAAACACCUCUGUGUGCGUUUCGACAGAGUGUAUAAAUCUUCACGAUUUACUCGCCAACUACAGCGACGUGUUCAGUUUCAGCCGCUCAGAGCUGGAUUUCGACUGGGUUCUGGGCGACCGCAUAGCUCUCAAGCUGCGCAGCAGAAUUAUUUUUGUGUAUAAUCUGGGGUAA